UUGUUACGCCCUCAACUAGACGCAGACCCAGUGCCCUUGAGCAGAGAUACGCCUUUUUACUGUUUUUUUUCCACUGGCGCUGUUUGGAUAUUGAGCAAGCGAGCCGCCAUUUUAUUGUGAGAGAUCUUUAGCUUGUUGUUGUUGUUGUGGUGGUGGAGUUUGGGAGCGACUUUGAAUCAAAAUACAAAAUAAAUACCGAAAAAAACCCUUUUUUUCAACUCCUGAAAAUCCGUUUUCGUUAGUUGCGUUCGCUCGCUAACGAAACCAGCGUCGUGCUGUUUUUUAUUUCGGAGUAACGAUAUUUAUUGAGUUAUGUCAAACAUGGGCACUAUGGCUAGCAGAUAAACAGAGUACUUUUUAUAAUUAUUUCAAACGGAGGAAGAAAAAAAAAAAAGACCAGAAUCCAUAACUUUUUAUUUUAAUUAUAAAGUUAGAUUUAAGGUGGUGGGAUUAUUGUUUAUUAUUAUUAUUAAUUUAGUUCAAUUUAGAAUUUUUUUGUGUUUACUUUAAAAAUGAGAGGCGGAUCUUUCGAUUCUAGAGACCGUGGACGAGACCGAGGAGGCCCUCGUUUCGGGUCGAGCCGUGGCGGGCCCCCUCCCCAGAAAUUUGGGAACCCGGGGGAGCGACUGCGUAAGAAGAAGUGGAACCUGGACGAGCUGCCCAAAUUCGAGAAGAACUUCUACAAAGAGCAUCCCGAGGUGGAGCGCAUGACCCAGUAUGAGGUGGAGGAGUUUCGCAAGAAGAAAGAGAUCACUGUCCGAGGAAACGGCUGUCCCAAACCAGUGGCUAAAUUCCAUCAGGCACACUUCCCUCAGUAUGUUAUAGAUGUUCUGGUGGAGCAGAGUUUCUCAGAGCCCACCGCUAUCCAGGCUCAGGGCUUCCCGCUGGCGCUAAGCGGCAGGGACAUGGUGGGCAUCGCGCAGACUGGCUCGGGGAAGACACUGGCGUACCUCCUGCCAGCUAUAGUUCACAUCAACCACCAGCCGUACCUGGAGAGAGGGGACGGGCCCAUUUGUCUGGUCCUUGCUCCGACGCGUGAGCUUGCGCAGCAGGUUCAGCAGGUGGCAUACGAGUACGGGAAGACGUCCCGCAUCAAGAGCACCUGCAUCUACGGGGGGGCCCCCAGGGGCCCGCAGAUCAGGGACCUGGAGAGAGGUGUAGAGGUCUGCAUUGCUACCCCCGGCCGGCUCAUUGAUUUCCUGGAGGCUGGGAAGACGACCAUGAACCGCUGCACCUACCUGGUUCUGGACGAGGCUGACAGGAUGCUGGACAUGGGCUUCGAGCCCCAGAUCCGCAAGAUCAUCGAGCAGAUCAGGCCGGAUCGCCAAACCCUCAUGUGGAGCGCUACCUGGCCCAAGGAGGUGAGGCAGCUGGCGGAGGAUUUCCUGCGGGACGCGGUGCAGAUCAACGUGGGGGCGCUGGAGCUGAGCGCCAACCACAACAUCCUGCAGAUAGUGGAUGUGUGCCAGGAGAGCGACAAGGACAGCAAACUGCUCCAGCUGAUGGAGGAGAUCAUGGCCGAGAAGGAGAACAAGACCAUCAUCUUCGUGGAGACGAAGAAGCGCUGUGAUGAGCUGACCCGCAGAAUGAGGAGAGACGGGUGGCCCGCCAUGUGUAUCCACGGAGACAAGAGCCAGCCUGAGAGGGACUGGGUGCUAACAGAAUUCCGCAGCGGGAAGGCUCCGAUCCUCAUCGCGACGGACGUGGCGUCUCGUGGAUUAGACGUGGAGGAUGUGAAGUUCGUGAUUAACUACGACUACCCCAACUCCUCGGAGGACUACGUGCAUCGCAUCGGCCGCACGGCGCGCAGCACCAAGAAGGGCACGGCCUACACCUUCUUCACCCCCGGGAACCUGCGCCAGGCCCGGGACCUGGUCCGAGUGCUGCAGGAGGCCAGGCAGGCCGUCAACCCCAAACUGCUGCAGCUCGCUGACUCGGGGAGAGGGUGCGGGGGCAGUGGUGGUCGCCUGCGGUAUCGCGGCGGCUCUGACGCCAACAACCCGAACCUGAUGUACAUGGAUCAGUGCGAGCGGCGCAUGAGGGGGGGGGGCUCCUCCAGCCGGGGGGGCAGCGGGAGCGAGCGCAGCAACAGCAAUAAGCACUCCUCCUCUUCCUCCACCUCCUCCUCCCGGGAGCACAGGGAGCAGGGCCCCAGCUACAGCCGCGGGGCCCCUCAGGAGCAGCCUCAGUACACCGGGGCCCCGCCCCUCCCUCUCAUGGCUCAGCAGUUCAACCCCCCUCAGCCCCCUCCCAUCAUGAGCUUCAUGUUCCCUCCCCCGCCUGCCCCCAGGAAAUAGACUCCAGGGGAAACUAUAAAGAGAAGUUUUUUUUUUUUUUUUGAUCAGCGAGUAGUUUGGGGUUGAAAAUAUAAUUGUCAUUUGUUUUCUUUCUAUUCUGGAAAAGGGCAGGGAAUCUGGUGUCUUUGAUAAGUGUAGGUAUUGCAAGAUUUUGGCUACGCACUAAAAUAAUCAGAUGCUUGCAAUAACCUAAAAAAGCAGUUUUAUUGUUUAGUAGACAGGCUCAAAACACACAGAGAUUUUGCAAUGCAUCUCUCAUACACAAAUGUGCAGCGCACCAGGAAGCAUCCAUUACAUGAGAGAUGACUUUUCAUUACAAUACUGAAACAUACUUUGAAGACUUUCUCACCCACACAGAGAUGCGUGCAGAAUACAGCUGGGGGCAAAAGUUUAGCGUCACCUAGAAUUUGAGACUUUAAAAAAAGAAACUAUAGGAACAUAAUUUAGAUCUUUUAUUUAACAUCCUGUAAUUAAAGAAACUACAAAAUAAUAUCACAAAAAAGUCUACCAGAAGCCAUAAUAGUAGUACAGUAGUAUUUCACGUUAGAUUUUGAAAUGUUACAUUUUGAAGUUUGCCAGUUUCUGUGGAAAACUACCAAGCAUAGUGUAGUUCACUAUGUUAACAAAACAUUAUUCAGAAGGUUUCAUUCCACUUUAUGAAGGAAAAUGAGUUCAUUCUACAGGGUGAUGCAAAACCUUUGGCCAGAGCUGUCCGUACAGCUCGCUUGACCAAACCAAUAAACACGCUGACUUAAAAGAUAAUCAAACUUCAUCCUUAUAGCUUUACCUCGAAGUUGGACUUGGGUGAGAAGUAAAACUGAUCUAGAAUGAUAUAAAGUAUACAAUAUAAUGAUGGUUUUGUUAGAAGGGCUAAUAGCUUAGUAUUGGUUAUUAGCAGAAGCUAGGUAUUUUAUAAAGGGGUUAAAGACUGCUAUAGGAUGAGGGAGCAUGUGUUGUACUGUACCUGAAGUACCUACAUCUAUACAGCUCUUCAACUAAAAUAAUGGUCUUACCCCAAAGUUUGAGAUGUAUGUCUAUUAGAUUGCAACUCCGUUUGUAUAGAAGCUCUCUGAGUCUUUCAUGAAAGGAUGUUGUCAUAUUAUUAUUAUUAUUAUUAUUAUUAUUAUUAUUAUUAAAGUUUAUAAUGCUAGACCCAGGUUUGAGUUUGGUUGCUGUAAAGUGCGCUGUUAAGCAACCAGGCCAUUGAGAAGUCAAGGUCCGACUGAUCCUGUGUCAUUCUCUGCGUUCUAAUGUUUGCCCGCUUCUUCAGAGUAAUUCUUCUGUGGAGAUACGGCAAACCGCAGAAGUAAACUUCACAGAAAUGUACGACCUCUCGUGUCAAAACUUUUAUAGGCUUCUGGCUUUCUUUGCUUCUGUGCAGCAGCCAAAAAAAUGUGAAUCAAACCGAUAUUUGAAAUAUCUUUACCCCUCCCUUGCCCUGAUUUUUAUUUUUUUUGUUGGGUACGUGUUUUGGAGGGGUUCAGAUUUAGGUUUUUGUCAAACUAAAGGUAAGUUUGGCAGCCAAAGAAAUGACCCCCAAAAACGUCAACAAAUUAAAAGAAUGUGUCAGGCUAUGUUGUAAUACAGAUUACUCUGUCAAAUUAAAAUAACACAAGUUAAACAAUCAAAUUAAUUCAAAGAUUCAAUUCAGUGGGGACCAUCUUACUGAUUCAGUUUUGAGUUUUCAGGGCUUUUUAUAUGAGGUGUCUGUGUUGUGUGUUUUUUAUAAAGGUAAGGUAGGAGUCACAACCAACACAGACACACACAACGUAUGUAGCUCUAAUCAAAACCUUUAUUCAAAGCUGUUGGUAGUUUUUGUGAAGGUAGGUGCUUGUUUGUUAAUGCUUCCCUCCAGGUAAAUGCGAGGGAAGCAGCUUUGUUCCUGUGGGAUUGCUGAUUUCUAUGGUAACCGAUUUAUAUUUUUCUUGUUUUUAUGUAUGAAUAAGGUGUAAGGGUUUGCAGCAGUAGAGAGAGAGAUGGAGAGUUGAGAGUCUUUGUGUAGCUCGAAACCACCCUAACUCCAGCAAGUGUGCAUGGCUUCAUCCUGUUUUUGAAUCGGAGAUCGCAAGAUAGUCUUUCCCCAUGUGAAGUUUGUAAGCCUGUGGAAUCAUUAAAAAUAGGCUGUGUGCAUUUUUAAUUGUAUAUUUAAUCAUUGGAAGAAAACAUCAUCCUCUUUCUUUUUGAUUAAAUCCUUAAAUUUAAAAUUUGUGGGAACACAGUUUGUUCAACAGGCCGACGAAAUGAUUUGCUUUAGAAUCUGGCUGGAAGUCAUUCAACAAUUUUGAGAUCUAAUAAAGAAUUGGACUGAGAAUCCACCAAGUUGAAAUUCAUUUUUGAGUCCUUGGAUGUUUGACGAUUGGUUUUAUUUAAAAAAAAAAAUAUUGACCCGUCUAUUCUACUAAAGCAGGGGACGCGAUAGAUUCAGUUGCAGCGUGACUCAGGAGUUGAAGACUAUUAACCCUCUUUCUGUCUGUCUUUCUCUGGAUCAAACAUGUUUAUUUUAUUUUUUUUCAAACCGUCUUAAAUGCUUUUAUAAAUAUGUAUUUUUUGUAUUUGCUUGACUUAACUGCCUGUGUUCCUGUGCAGAAGUGUCUCAGUGCUUUGAGUGUACCUCUCAAAUUUCCUAACGAAACGAGAAAUGCUGCACAGUGUGAAAUCUGUUGGCACAGAAUAGACAGAAACAUGUGGGAGGAAGGGAGGGAGUGUUACUGCUCAAGGGUAGCUAGUGGGAUAUGCUUGGGGUAAACUUGUGUAUAUGUUUUAUACAUCUGGUAAAUGUGAAUGUGUGUUAUUUUUCACGAGCAGCGUCUGAAUACGCAGAUAUUUGUCUCGCCGCUGUUGAUGCUGUGAAAUAACCCUUUUUGAUUUUUCUUUCCCUGCUGUUCAGAUGUCAUGGGUAGGGUGCUUCGAAAUGUAUCAUAAAAGUUGUCUGUUUUUGAUAAUGUUAGCAGUUCUCUUUUCAGGUUUAAUUACAAAAUAAAGGUGUGGGCAAAUUUGUUCAGA
Molecule: messenger RNA, 5300 nt
Organism: Acipenser ruthenus (sterlet)
Lineage: Eukaryota; Metazoa; Chordata; Actinopteri; Acipenseriformes; Acipenseridae
Product: probable ATP-dependent RNA helicase DDX17
Exons: 13
Coding region: 513-2297 (594 amino acids)
Biological process (GO): alternative mRNA splicing, via spliceosome
Cellular component (GO): nucleus; ribonucleoprotein complex; cytoplasm
Molecular function (GO): RNA binding; ATP binding; RNA helicase activity
Source: RefSeq, a predicted model, not a curated record